Vicia villosa (hairy vetch) is the source of this 708-nucleotide messenger RNA. RefSeq lists its product as uncharacterized. The transcript has a single exon. The record is from RefSeq and is a predicted model, not a curated record. Bases 1 to 708 code for a protein of 235 amino acids. NCBI's taxonomy places the organism in Eukaryota, Viridiplantae, Streptophyta, Magnoliopsida, Fabales, Fabaceae.
AUGAUAGUGGCUGAAGCGGGCUCGUUUACGGAUGGGGGCUGGGAAUGGAGUACCGAUUCUGUUUUUACGGACAGCAGCAGCAUUCCCAACAGACUGUUGGAGGAUCUUUUUGACUGCAUCACGCCAGUUACGCAGCGGCUGGAUGUUGAGGACAAGUUCGUGUGGAGCAGUAGUGGGCAGCAGGUUUUCACAGUAAAAUCCUGUUAUGACACUUUCAAAUCGAAGCUCUCCGGACCCCCUCUCAAUACUCGCAUGGUCAAAGCUUUCAAGCACUUAUGGAAGGUAAAAGCACCGCCCAAAAUUCUCUUUUUCGGUUGGAGGAUUAUUCAUAAUAAUAGACUUUCAACCAAAUAUCAAUUACACAAGCGCGGUAUGUCGGAUGUUAGUAGAGAUCUCAACUGUGUUUUUUGUCUUUCAGAAGAAGAAUGUCCUUCGCAUCUUUUAGGAGGGUGUGAGGUUGUAUCAAAGGUUUGGAAGAAGGUGUACGAGUGGAUGGAUUACGGCGAGGCUUUAACCUUGGAAGAGUUCAACGAGUUUUUCUUUGUCAUGGAGAAGGUGAAGAAUUUAUCCAAAAGAUUUACGAUUGCGGUCAUUUGGCUAGCAACUACGUGGUGCAUUUGGAAUAGGCGCAAUGCGAUUAUUUUUACGAACGCAUCAUUUAGAUUUACCGAAUGUAUUUCGGACAUUAUGCUUAAUUCUGGGACAUGA